This is a messenger RNA of Coregonus clupeaformis (lake whitefish), 798 nucleotides long. RefSeq names its product E3 ubiquitin-protein ligase TRIM50-like. The record is from RefSeq and is a predicted model, not a curated record. Lineage: Eukaryota; Metazoa; Chordata; Actinopteri; Salmoniformes; Salmonidae. Gene Ontology annotation, molecular function: protein binding. The transcript is spliced from 3 exons.
AUGAUUUCCCAGGAGGAUAUGUCCUGCUUGAUGACAGCGUUUCAGACACAGAAGCGGAAGCUGGAGGAGCAGAUUUGUAAAAUGUCUUACAACAAAUCCCGCAUCACUGUGAGUGACAAUUUCGAGCGUCAGCAGAUACAGCAGAGAGAAGAGAAAAUGUACAGCUACAUUAACUUCAAACCAGGCUUCAAUCACAACGAUAUCAAGAUCUCUGUGUGGAAACGUUUACACAAGAGGGUCCUUCCAGCCCCAGAGUGUCUGAAGCUGGAUUCCCCCACAGCCUACCCCAUGCUGGAUCUCAGCCAGGGAGACACUGUGGUGGAGUGCGGAGCUCUUCUGAAGCGGCUCGCCAACAACCCUGAGCGCUUCAAUUAUUGUGUGCUGGCCAGCCGGGGCUUCUCCUCCGGGAAACACUACUGGGAGGUGCGUGUGGGAGACAAGCCCAAGUGGCACCUAGGGCUGAUAAAGGGCACUGCCGGCUGCAAGGCCAAGCUCCCCAAGAGCCCAGAGAGCGGUGUGUGGCUGAUCGGCCUGAAGGAGGGCCGUGUGUACGAGGCCUUUGCCAGCCUGCGGGUCAUCCUGCCCCUGGCCACUCAGCCCACCAGGAUCGGGGUGUUCCUGGACUAGGAGGGCGGAGCGCUGACAUACAGCGCAGACAGUCCAGAUGAGCAGGGGGUCAUCUAUAUGUACAACACAGAGCUGCAGGGGAAGGUGUACCCGCUGUUUGACUUGUGCUGGCAUGAGCGGGGUGCCAACAAGCAACCCAUCUCCCUGCCUCAGCCCCACAAGGACAAAUAA